GUUCCUGCUCUGCUUGCUCCCAUGGCGCACAAGACAUUCGGCGCGCUGCGUAUAGCAGCUUUGCCUCUCACAAGAACCCAGCCCAGGAUAACGUAUCACAGUUUCCGUGUCAUCACACCGCCCUCGCCGUCAACAAGCGAUCACGAGAAACCGCAGCCUAAAGGCUGGCUGCCCAGAGAAGGCGUUGUGAAAUGGGCCACGCACAAAGCCGAUAAUCUCUGGGUAUCUUGGGGCAAGGCGCCGGAGCGCUCCUGGAAGUUUCGUCUAUUCGAAUUCGGCGAACGCUUCCUCGACCGACUAGACUUUGAAGAGGGCGCCUUGAAGAAGAUCGAUAUCCAUCACGCUCCACCUUCGAGCCCUCCGCUGCCUCGGGACGGCGUCGAUGAAAAGGAACAGAUGGCGGCCUGGGAGCAACUCGAGGUACCGCUUCUAUAUCCACCGGGGGUGUACUCUGGCUCCGCUGCGGCGCUGAGCGACCUGCGUUCGCUCGUCGAACGUCGAAUUCCCUUACACAAUAGGGGAUUUUAUACGUUCCUGAUUAUCGCCCCACUGACCGCUCCGUUCAUGAUCAUCCCGGUGAUUCCUAACAUUCCGUUCUUCUUCUGCGCGUGGAGAGCAUGGUCGCACUAUCAAGGUUCGCCGAUUCUUGAGGGGCGGUGUUUAGUGCGCUGAAUGAGAUGGUCUAUCAGCUCUCCGCGGUGCCAGGCACGUUGAAGGGCUGCUGAAGCACCAGAAGAUUGUCCCUAGAGCGGAUGGUACCCUGAAUGCGGCAUACCCUGAAAUAGAUCCCUUGACAUCGGGUGAUGGCCCAGCGCUUGCUGUGACUCGCGACUCACUGGGAAAAGUCAUACAAGCCUCCAAUAUGGAGCCGGAUGAUGCGAAGGACCUGCUGCGGGCCUACGAGCAGGCGACAAUCCGACAGACACCACGAUGAGGUGUCAAACAGCCUCCGCCCCCGUGCAAUGUUGUAUUGUAACAGUGAUAGUGCGCGUGUCUCAGCUCAGUUCCCGGUCGAUCUUCAUGCCAACCUUUACGCACAGUGUAAUUCUAGAUGGAUCAAUUCGAUGUUACACUUCGCUGGCUAGAAAUGGCAUGGUUUCGCGCGCUGUUGCGAUUUUUCUGAUCCCAGGAGAGCCAGCAGCGCCCUCGUUCUAUUACCUAAGUAGUGCGCCAAAAUGACAAUCAAUCCACGCUGCGAAGGCCGCUGGGAACUUGAGGGGCUGAAUGUGGCUAGCGCAGGGCGAUCGUACAACGGCUAACGGACUGCCCGUCGGAUUUUCUGCAAGGCGCAGACGCGAACCACCAAUUCCUUUUUUCGUGUGUGUCAACGAUGAGUGGUUGUGGCGGAGAAGUUUCAUUUGUCCAGGCGAUUCUGUGCCAAUGAGCGGCAUCUCCCGAACAUGCUUCGGCGAAAUCCAUACUGUUGGCGAAAUGGCGAACAAGCGACCGAGACGGAAUCGGGAAACUUGGAGGUAGAGCGCCCGUAUGUCGACGGUGGGGCUCUGUCGAGACUGUGGAACUGACUGCACAAGCAACUCGAAUCCCUUUAUCUGCCAGGCAGGGACGAGCUAAAACAAGCUUGGAGCCUAUCCUUUCGAGCAGAAUUCGGCACGGAUCACACGACAUAACGAAGAGAACAUGGACCUUCAUGCGGGCUUAGUGUGGGGGACACGGAUGUCUCCGAUGAAGGAGGCUCCUCGGACUGGGCUCCAGCUUGGGCUGUUCCGGAUCGGGAUGGGAUCGCGAGCGCAAGUUUAAGUAAGAGCGAAGAAUCGUCGUGCAUGCAUUUCGUCGAACGCACGCUCCCAUGGCCCUUUUUCGCGCGUCGCCCGCCGUCAAGGACGUGCACGCCCUCCCCGUCGAGCUGCUUUCCUGCAUCUUCACGCUCGGCGCCCUCGAUCAACGCAGUGACUCCCCGUUUCUGCUGCGCCCGGACGAAGACGACUGUCCUGUGUCGGUGGAUUUCCAGCUGGUGGUCAGCCAGUCUGUCGGCAUUGGCGCCAGGUGGCCUUGCGGACAUCCAGUCUGUGGACUUUUCUUCAUUUCCGGGAGCCUUGCCAUGUUGCUCGGGCGGAGGAGUUUUUGAAACGGGCGUCGAAGAGUUACCCGCUGGACAUAGUGGUGGAUACCGUUUCACCGAUCGAGCAUAUUCCCGGAGUUACGCUUUGCCACGAAGAAAUGCGAGCUAUCUUUGCGCUGAUCACCCCGCACGUCGCUCGCUGGCACGCGUUCCAUCUCAAGGUUCGCGCUAAUGAGUGUAAGCUCGUCGCACGUCAAGCUCUAUCUACCUGUGGACCGGCCCCCAUGCUCGAGACCCUCCAACUUUAUCACUUUGAAGAUUACCGCACAUCACGGAACCUUUACAUCGCGACAUACCGCGCGCCGGUGAUCAUCUUCGACAAUGUGCUCCCCGCGCUGAAGAACGUGUCGCUCAUUGGCGUGAACCUGACGUGGUCGCACGCGCCGUACCUGCAGCAGCUACAUGCGCUCGAGCUUGCGCUGCACCCGGACAGCAUCCGCCCGCCAUACGACGCAUGGGAUGCCAUGCUCCGGGGGUCGCCCCACCUGCGGCAGCUGCGACUGCACUAUUCUGGCCCGCGCGCCACGGACGAGCCGAACGAGCGGGUCUGCGUUCCAGGCCUCGAGGAGCUCUCUCUGACCGAUCUUGAUCCGGACCACCUCGCGCGGCUGCUGCCUGCGCUGGAGCUUCCUCGGCUGUCGACGCUGGCCUUGGACUUGCCUGAUCAGGACUUCACGUCGGUUAUUCGCUUCAUCGCGGGUGUUCGUGAUCCCGGCGCGGGCCUGUCGCCGUCGUUCCCCAUUGCGUCGCUGCAGAUCCUGCGCAUAACGGCGCUCGAGUGCACACAGGAGGCGCUGUCUGUCUUCCUGCGCGCAUUGCUUUCGCUGCGCGUGCUGGAGCUGGACUUUGCGCGUCUCCCCGGCGAGACGUUCCGCGUGCUGCUCGAGACGGUCACUCCAGCAUGCAAGUGCUCCAAGCCAAUGGCGCCAGUCCCUGUCCUGCCCCGUCUCGAGGAGGCUCUCAUGUUUGGACUGCCGGGCCAGAGUCUGGACGAGUUCAUCCAGUUCCGGGAAUCCUGGGCAGCAUCUACGACCAGCUGCGGCGAACCGAGACAUGCAUGGCGCGUGACGCUCCCGAGAGUCGUCGUACGCCCUGGCCAUGCUCGGGGGCAGGAUGCAGUGCUGACGGAUCUGGUCGAGCAGGGGAAGGUAGAGUGCUUGGAUGACGGACUAGAGCUCGAGCUUGACGAGGAGGACGAUUUAGAACCUAGCGAAGACGGACACUUUGAUGAAAUUGAGACAUAAUCUACUUACUUUACUAUUACUACAUAAAUCGCCCUUGUGCUUUGACACAUACUACAAUCUGCGCGUAAGAACUGAAUUCUCGUCCCCCAUGGCGAUCGCGCUGCGUUGGGCAAUUGGCAGAUUCAGCUCCCGAUAAGGAGAGAGGCUUCAGCCACUCUCCCGGCUGUAGACCUGGCCAGACCGCGUCAGAGCCUGGGAGUAAUCUCAUCGAUGGCUUCCUGUCGGCACCGCCACGCUAAAUGACAUGGGGACGCACGGGACGGGCACGUGGCAAAAUCGCCGCCUCGCGUCAGGCACGCGGCCGAUCAUCUCAGAGCAGGUAGGGUGGUGCAACGUUGUGCGCUCCCUC
Molecule: messenger RNA, 3673 nt
Organism: Mycena citricolor
Lineage: Eukaryota; Fungi; Basidiomycota; Agaricomycetes; Agaricales; Mycenaceae
Source: the annotation of a GenBank genome assembly